This is a messenger RNA of Engraulis encrasicolus (European anchovy), 3211 nucleotides long. It is a transcript of the gene pbx2, whose product is annotated as pre-B-cell leukemia homeobox 2. The record is from RefSeq and is a predicted model, not a curated record. The coding region runs from base 84 to 1289 and encodes 401 amino acids. The transcript is spliced from 8 exons. Gene Ontology annotation, biological process: eye development; neuron development; regulation of transcription by RNA polymerase II. Gene Ontology annotation, cellular component: nucleus. Gene Ontology annotation, molecular function: DNA-binding transcription factor activity, RNA polymerase II-specific; RNA polymerase II cis-regulatory region sequence-specific DNA binding. NCBI's taxonomy places the organism in Eukaryota, Metazoa, Chordata, Actinopteri, Clupeiformes, Engraulidae.
AUCCCUAUGUUGCUUUUUUCAGGGUGCAUUGUGCAAUAUCAACACAACACACCGUCCGUAUCACAGCCAAUGCACCGCUAGGGAUGUUACAGCAGCAGCCUAUCGCGGGCAAUGGUCCUAACUCAGGCCGGGGCCUUGGUUUGAAUGCUCCUCCCGGUAUGCAUUCGAUGAAUUCGGUUCACGCACCGUCGCAGCAUCGGUCCGAUGGGGAAACAGGCCUCGACGGGUCAGAGAAUGGACACGCGAGCCGGAGGGAUAUUGGCGAUAUUUUACAACAAAUUAUGACCAUAACUGACCAAAGUCUGGACGAAGCCCAAGCAAAAAAACAUGCUUUGAAUUGUCAUCGAAUGAAACCUGCAUUGUUCAGUGUAUUAUGUGAGAUUAAAGAAAAAACUGGUCUGUCUAUGCGCAAUGCCCAGGAGGAGGAGCCUCCAGACCCUCAGCUGGUGCGAUUGGACAACAUGCUGCUGGCGGAGGGCGUGGCCGGGCCUGAGAAAGGGGGCGGGGCAGCGGCGGCCGUGUCCGCAGCGACCAGUUCGGGAGGCAUGUCGCCAGACAGCUCGCUAGAACACUCUGACUACAAGAGCAAGCUGAGCCAGAUUCGCAAUAUAUACCACACUGAGCUGGAGAAAUAUGAGCAGGCAUGUAAUGAGUUCACAACCCACGUCAUGAACCUGUUGCGGGAGCAGUCUCGCACGCGGCCCGUGUCUCCCCGCGAAAUCGAGCGCAUGGUGGCCAUCAUCCACCGCAAGUUCAGCGCCAUCCAGACGCAGCUCAAGCAGAGCACCUGCGAGGCCGUCAUGAUCCUGCGCUCACGCUUCCUCGACGCCAGGCGCAAGAGGCGUAACUUCAGCAAACAAGCCACAGAGGUCCUGAAUGAGUACUUCUACUCGCACCUGUCCAACCCCUACCCCAGCGAGGAGGCCAAGGAGGAGCUGGCCAAGAGUUGUGGAAUCACCAUGUCCCAGGUGUCCAACUGGUUCGGCAACAAGCGCAUCCGUUACAAGAAGAACAUCAGCAAGUUCCAGGAAGAGGCCAACAUCUACGCCAUGAAGACCGCCAUUGGAGCCACACAGCAGGGGGAGGAGUCGCCACACACCCCCAACUCCCCCGGCUCAGGCUCCUUCUCCCUGGCGGGGUCGGCUGACCUCUUCCUGGGAGUUCCUCCGCUGAAUGGAGGCGAGCAGCCGGCCUACCACAUGGGAGCUCAGACUAACGGCACCUGGCAGGAUGCACACUCUCCGCAGUCGGCCAGCCCGCCCCUCAGUGACCACUCGGACUCUGAGUGAUGGAGCCAACGCUCUGCACAACACACCGCCCGACUGUAGCGGAGAUGCUGCAUACGCCAAGAUACUGUACCUCCUCCUGGUAGCUCACCUCCAUGGGCUGGGAUGCCAUAGGUGGGAGAUUGACAAGUGGGAAUGGAUGGACCUUUUUCACAUGAUGUCAGACACCAUCGAUUCAAUGCAUUUGAAGCAGGGCAAGUAGCAUUCAGUGGCGGACAUAAACUUAGACCCCACUGUUUUCUGUCGUUUUUCCUGCUUCGCUUAGCAACAGUUGUUUGACAUAAUCGUGAAAAAGGCUAAUUGACGUUUCUACACCUCGUAGUCUCCCUGUUGAGGAGAUGGACAGCCCGGCUUGAGGAAGUCAAGAGUCCUGCCAAGUAUUCCUCGUACCAAGUGCUUCUUAUAGAUGGGUUCUAAAUGUUUGUUUUCCCCUGGCUGCGCAAUCCUGACUGCGCACUACUCAACCUCUGACUGUUGGAAACCGCUGUCGGUCAAAAAAUUAGCUCACUGGUUGACUGCCAGUGUCUUGUCCCUCCUCACAACAUUGUAUUUAUAAACAACAACAAAAACAUAUAUACAGGUGAAUGUGUUCAUUAGGUCUGGCUGAAGACUUGUGCCAGUUAAGAACAGCUAGCUUGGUGAGUUAAUUAGUUCACUCACCUGGCUAACACAGGUGUGGUAAUUAGGAUCAGCUGGUUCAUUGUUUUGUUUUGACCUGAACGAAUUUGUGACAGGACUUUUACUUUCUGAGCCUGGGAUAUUUGCUUUGGGUGGCUGGUCCUUGCACACAUAUGGGCCAUCCGACUCAAAAGCGAGGGAUUUGUGCUGCCCCUUCUCCCCCUCAUACUCUUGUUGUCCAGGGGCGGGCAAACUGGAUUAAGACAGUAUAAGUCGUUCCAGAUAUUCCCUCUGCCUGUGCUCCUGACACGUGAUGUUACUAGUUAACUCAUCAUCAACCUUGCUGAAUGGGUAUGGUAAUUAGGAUCACCUAGUUCAUUGACUUGGCUAUUUGACAAGGUUUUUUACUUUCUCAACCCGGGAUGUCCACCCCUCCCCAGCCGUUGAUAUGAUGGUUCCAGAAAGUGGCUUGUCUAUGACUAUGAUCAUGGCAUAUCUAGCAUCUCUGGCUACAGCCCUGUCCAGCCUUGCAGCGGAAACAUUAGACACUAACGCACACCUGACUGGCAAUGCCAAUGAAUGAUGGUCCCUCUAGCCGUCAUCACUCUGGCUCACAGCCACACUACACCCCUCCACCUACUGUACCCUACCCCUCACAUCAUGUCACACUGCAGUUUUGAACUUCAUUCACAUAAUCGUAUAUUGUUUUUGUUCACUACAUUUUGUUUGCGAGUGUGUGAAAGCAAGAGAGAGUGUGUGAGAGAGAUAUUAAAAGGGAACUGAAGAUGAAAAGAAAAGAGUAUCAUGGAAUAUUUUUUUCCUCUCCACUAUAACACUUGCUCCACUUAUUAUUGUGUCGUCGCUGGGCGCUUGUAAGAAUUGGAGAUUAAAAAAAACCCUGCAUCACGGCUUUAUUUUCAAGAAUGCUAUAUUAUUAUUAUUAUUACUAUGGUUAUCAUGGCUUUUAUAAUCUUAUGGAUUUGUGUUUUGUUUCUUCAAAGCUCUGACGGAAGUGAGUUGCCUUGGGUGAAGGGGUGGGCAAUGGAGAUUAAGCCAAAGAUUGUGUUUUCGUGUGUGUGUGUCUGUGUGUGUGGACAUGUUUUGUUUAAUUGUAUUUUUUCUUUGUUUUUUACUGGGACUUAUGAGUGUAUCUAUUAUAUGAAUGACGUGUGUUUGCUGUCUCUAUAAACAUAUGGUUUGAAUGAGUACAUCAACAGUACUGUCUUUUUUUCUGUACAGUGAAACACCUGUAUUCUCUACCUCUUUUGCAAAUAAAAGACUGUCUGUGUACACAUUCAGAAAGCCUG